Rhipicephalus microplus (southern cattle tick) is the source of this 2258-nucleotide messenger RNA. RefSeq names its product cactin, spliceosome C complex subunit (gene cactin). The record is from RefSeq and is a predicted model, not a curated record. NCBI's taxonomy places the organism in Eukaryota, Metazoa, Arthropoda, Arachnida, Ixodida, Ixodidae. Gene Ontology annotation, molecular function: protein binding. Gene Ontology annotation, biological process: mRNA cis splicing, via spliceosome. Gene Ontology annotation, cellular component: spliceosomal complex; cytoplasm.
GGCCGCCCCCUCUCGAAGAGAAAACGUAUGAGUUCAAUUUGAAACGCAAUGGAAACUUCAAGACAUAAAUCUUCCGAGAGAUCAAAGUACAAACACCGGUCACGAUCGAGUUCUCGAUCGAGACAUCGGAGUAGACAUAAGAAAGAAAAGCAUCGGUCACCUACACCGCCUAAGAAGUCGAAGGACAAGAAGCGCUCGAGGCGCAGCCGGAGUGAUGAACGUCGAAGCCGCAAACACAAGGAUCGGCGUCGUCGUUCCAGCGGGAGCAGCACGUCGAGCCCAUCUAGCAGCAGAGAGGACAAGUCCAGGACGAACACUGUCCUGCCUCUCAUCGAGGAACUAGAGAAGGAGCGGCAACGCCUCAAGAUUGAGAAGAGGAAAGCUAAGGAGGCCAUGAAAGCAACAGAAACACCUGAACAGAAGCGCCUGCGCCGCCUUGCUAAGAAGGAGGCCAAAGAGCGGAAGCGAAAAGCUGAAAUGGGCUGGGAUGAAGAAUACCUGGGUUACACUAACACUGACAAUCCAUUUGGUGAUGCCAACCUGCUUAAAUCCUUCAAGUGGGAGAAGAAGUACGAGCGGGAGGGACUCAAGAACGUCUCUGAGGAAGAGAUUGAGCGCAGAAAUCGACUCAAAUUGGAGGAGAACAGGCGGGAGCUGGAGAAAGUGAAGCAGAGGCGACUGGAGCGGGAAAGGGAACAGGAGGAGCGGGAGGAGGAAAUGACACGCAUUCAGAGAGACAAAGAGGCAGCUCAGUUUCAGGAGUGGGAGAAGCAAGAAGACAAUUUUCAUUUGCAGCAAGCUAUUCUGAGGUCCAAGAUACGUAUUGAGGAUGGGAGAGCCAAGCCCAUCGAUUUGCUGGCCCGCUACAUCAGUGCCGAGGGUGAGGACUUUGGCGUGGAUAUGCUUGAGCCUUAUAUUUACUUGAAUGGCCUGACCAUGGAGGACUUGGAAGACCUGCAAGAGGACAUCAAGGUGUACAUGGAGCUGGAGAACAGCCGCAACCUCAGUUACUGGCGAGACCUUCAGAUAAUAGUCGAGGAAGAACUGCGCAAGCUCCGGCGUCUCGACACAUCAUCUGUGGAUGCCCUGGUCGGGGAGCGGCGAGAAGGCAUCAACGCAGCGGUCAGCCAGGAUGUGGUGGAAGUGUUCAAGGGCAAGACCCCUGGCCAGCUUCAGGCCUUGUACCAGCAGAUUGACCAGCGAAUCCGUUCAAAGGAGGAAGGCCUGGAUGUCCCCUACUGGGAGACGCUUCUGUCCCGUUUAAAAGCCUACAUGGCACGAGCGCGGCUACGUGAACGCCACCAAGAGAACCUGAGGCGUAAACUGUUCCAGCUGAAACAAGAGCAAGGAGUGGAAAGUGAGCCGCUGUUUCCGUGCGUAAAGGCUGAGCCAGAGGAAGCCAAAACGGAGCCAGCCACUGAGCCACAGCCUAGUACGUCUGCUCAAGAUAGCAGCCUACCGGUCAAGGAAGAGGAGCAAGAAGAUUCUGUGGACACCGACGAAGAGCAGCUUGGAGAGGAGCCUGUGCCCGAGGACCCACUGGUUAAAUGGGAAGAAGAGUAUCGAGCAGGAGGCUACAGCCCUCGGCUGCUGCAGCCGGAUGAAAUCGAGCCAGGCACACUGCUGAUUGAUGGGGACGAGGAUGAACAGCGCCUGGAGUUCGCCCGACAACAGAUGCUGGGCACCGGGCGCAUCCAGAAUCUUGGUGUGACCGAGGCUGAGCAAGAGUUCGAACAGGAAGCUCGCCGAGGUAUGAACGCAGAUGAGGCCUCGUUCAGCGUCGAGUCACCUCUUCAGGACAAGACAUAUUUGUGGUCAGACAAGUACCGGCCACGCAAGCCCCGCUACUUCAACCGGGUUCACACGGGCUUCGAGUGGAACAAGUACAAUCAGACCCAUUAUGACAUGGAUAACCCACCCCCAAAGAUAGUUCAGGGAUACAAGUUCAAUAUUUUCUACCCUGACUUGAUUGACAAGAACGAGACGCCAGAAUAUUUUUUGACCCCCAUCGAAGACAACAAAGACUUCUCCGUUCUACGGUUCCAUGCAGGGCCUCCAUACGAGGACAUAGCCUUCAAGAUUGUCAACCGCGAAUGGGAGUACUCGUACAAGCGUGGAUUUCGUUGCCAAUUCCACAACAACAUAUUUCAGUUGUGGUUUCACUUCAAGCGUUAUCGUUACAGACGUUGAAAAGCCACUGUAUUGGGAACAAUUGCUUUUGUCUAUAAGAUUGUAUAUAUAAAUGUAUUAUUAAUGAU